GUAAAGUCCAAGAAGAAAUUGCAAAAGAGAUUGGCGACCUCCAGCCAACGACAGAAGACAGAGCAAAAAUGCCUCAUACCGAUGCCGUAAUUCAUGAAAUUCAAAGGUUUGCUGACAUCGUUCCUACCAAUUUGCCACAUGCAACCACCAUGGAUGUAACUUUCAAGGGUUUCUUCAUCCCCAAGCUAUAUAAUUUGUUUCCCAUGUUGGGGUUCCUUUUGGCUACUCCUAAAUCAAUGAUAAAGAAUCAGAAUAAACUUCAUGAUUUCAUACAGACCAUCCUCAAACAAUAUUUACAAGAUUUUGAUGAAAAUGACCAGAGCAAUUUGAUUGAAUCAUUUCUUGUUCGGCAAAGAGAAGAGAAUAUGAAGAUGAAAAAUGAUGGAUAUUUCCGUAAUGAAAACCUUAUGGGUCUCAUAGAUGACUUAUUUGGUGCUGGUACAGAAACAAUAGCAAACACUAUGUGCUGGGCCAUACUCCUAAUGAUGAAGUAUCCAGAAAUUCAGAGUAAAGUCCAAGAAGAAAUUGCAAAAGAGAUUGGCGACCUCCAGCCAAUGACAGAAGACAGAGCAAAAAUGCCUCAUACCGAUGCCGUAAUUCAUGAAAUUCAAAGGUUUGCUGACAUCGUUCCCACCAAUUUGCCACAUGCAACCACCAUGGAUGUAACUUUCAAGGGUUUCUUCAUCCCCAAGGGUACGUACAUCAUUCCCUUGCUGACUUCUGUGCUCCAUGAUGAAUCUCAGUGGGAGAAGCCUCAUGACUUCUAUCCUGAGCAUUUUCUUGACUCUGAAGGAAAAUUUGUGAAAAGGGAUGCAUUCAUGCCAUUUUCCGCAGGUGAGAUUCUCUGAUGUCAUAGAGUGUGUU
Messenger RNA from Protobothrops mucrosquamatus (brown spotted pit viper), 864 nucleotides. Its product is annotated as cytochrome P450 2K6-like. Gene Ontology annotation, molecular function: iron ion binding; oxidoreductase activity, acting on paired donors, with incorporation or reduction of molecular oxygen, reduced flavin or flavoprotein as one donor, and incorporation of one atom of oxygen; heme binding. The annotation marks the transcript as partial. The record is from RefSeq and is a predicted model, not a curated record. Gene Ontology annotation, cellular component: cytoplasm; intracellular membrane-bounded organelle. Gene Ontology annotation, biological process: xenobiotic metabolic process. NCBI's taxonomy places the organism in Eukaryota, Metazoa, Chordata, Lepidosauria, Squamata, Viperidae. The transcript is spliced from 5 exons.